Chelonia mydas (Green sea turtle) is the source of this 9734-nucleotide messenger RNA. RefSeq names its product protein kinase AMP-activated non-catalytic subunit beta 1 (gene PRKAB1). Gene Ontology annotation, biological process: signal transduction. Gene Ontology annotation, molecular function: protein kinase binding. The coding region runs from base 652 to 1476 and encodes 274 amino acids. The record is from RefSeq and is a predicted model, not a curated record. Gene Ontology annotation, cellular component: cytoplasm; nucleus; nucleotide-activated protein kinase complex. Lineage: Eukaryota; Metazoa; Chordata; Testudines; Cheloniidae. The transcript has 8 exons.
CCCGCGUGCGGGGCGGGCUCCCCGCGCUGCCGGAGAGGAGUUCGGAGAGGAGGCGAACCCGGGCCCGGGGGCUCUUGGAGCCUGAGGACGCUGCCCCCUUUGUCCGCGCUAAGUCGGGGAGUAUCCGCGCCCCACCUAGCGGGUUCGGGGGGGUCUCAUUUCUGAUAGACACGUGACCGCACCCACCAGCGCUGACACGAAAUCACCGCGGUCGAGGGGGCCAUGGCGCGAGAGCGAGCUCCCCCCCCCCCCCCCCCCCCCCCUUGGGAGCCGCCCGUGCGGGGCCCGGUGGCGGCCCGCGGCAAGGGAGCCUUUUGCGGCCGCUGCCAGUGCAGCAUCGGUUCUGGAGCGAGGUGGCGGGUUUCUGCUGCUCUCUGUAGUACAGCAAAGAACGAGACUCCGGCCUCAAAAGGGAUCGUGGCACCGGCGGGCUCUUUCUGUAGAGUAAAAAGUCACGAGUCACGCUGCCCCUUUAGUCUUCUGCGAUAGACUCGUAGAAACGUGGGGUUGGACGGGACCCCUAGAGGUCAUCUGGUCAAGCCCCCUAUGUUGAAGCUGAGCCGUGUAUACCUAGGUCAUUGCUGACAAGUGGUUUUCUAACCUGUUCUUAAAAACUCCAGAGGGAUUCUACAGCCUCCCGUGGGCCUUAAAAUGGGGAACACAAGCAGCGAGCGAGCUGGUAUGGAGCGUCAUGGGGGCCAUAAGACGCCCCGAAGAGACAAUUCUGGUGGAGCCAUUAGUACAAAAGAAGGUGGUAGACCAAAAAUCUUGAUGGAUAGUCCUGAAGAUGCAGACUUAUUCCAUUCUGAGGAAAUAAAGGCUCCACAAGAGAGAGAGGAAUUUCUAGCUUGGCAGCAAGAUCUGGAAGUGAGUGAAAAAGCCCCUGUUCAAGAUCGGCCAACAGUCUUUCGCUGGACUGGGGGAGGGAAAGAGGUUUAUCUAUCGGGUUCCUUCAACAACUGGAGUAAACUUCCUCUUACAAGAAGCCACAAUAACUUUGUAGCAAUCCUGGAUCUGCCAGAAGGAGAGCACCAGUACAAGUUCUACGUGGAUGGUCAGUGGACGCAUGAUCCUUCGGAGCCAGUAGUAACCAGUCAGCUUGGUACGGUUAACAACAUCAUUCAGGUGAAGAAAACUGACUUUGAAGUAUUUGAUGCUUUAAUGGUGGACUCCCAAAAAUGCUCAGAUAUGUCUGAGCUAUCAAGUUCACCCCCAGGACCCUACCAUCAGGAUCCCUAUGUUUGUAAGCCAGAGGAACGUUUCAAGACUCCACCUAUUCUUCCACCACACCUGCUGCAGGUGAUCCUGAAUAAGGACACUGGCAUUUCUUGUGAUCCAGCUCUACUUCCUGAGCCCAAUCACGUCAUGCUGAACCACCUCUAUGCGCUUUCUAUCAAGGAUGGAGUGAUGGUGCUCAGUGCCACUCAUCGUUACAAGAAAAAAUAUGUGACUACAUUGCUGUACAAGCCAAUAUGAUUAGUCCUGCAGUUAGUGAGCAGGUAUCCUGGGGUGAUGAAGUGCCAGAGGGAACAAAUUCUUCGUUAAACCAAAACAUAUGCAUGGCCUAUGCUAUUGUAAACAGACUCUGAUUUCAUAUGGUUUUAAAGACUUCACGUUUGUUUCAUAUUUGCCUUGUUCUCCCAGUGCCAUCUGGAAGUUUUCAGACUCAGCCAGGACCAAAGAGAUGACUGGUGGUGCUGCCAUUUUUUCAGCUCAAUAACAAUCGCCUGGGAUCUACCAGUGAAAUCAGGGUGGGAAAUGUGGGGAUAGUGACCGCUCAAAUAUUGUUCAUGAGUGAUACAGGCUGUGGAAAAUAAUAUUCUAAGAAGUGCAGGAUCCUUGCUGACUGAGUGGCUGUUUUUAUCAUAAAGCUCAAACAUUCAACUAUAUUACCACCAAGCUCCCCAAGAGCCCAUUCCCUGGCUCGACUGACUACAUGUGACAAAUGGCAUUCUUUCUGUUCGCAGCUUUUUUGGGCAAAGCCAGAGAUGCUGCCGCCACCGCACUCGCUAUUUCUUUGUUUGUUUGUUUAAUCAGUAGACGGGGGUUGAGUAUGUUUUCCAAUGUGAGUGACGCUCUAGCAUUGUUUCUCUUGGGAGAACUCCGAAAUAACUUUUCCCCAGUGGAAUUGCUGAUAAAGAAAAUUGUUCUUAAUUGCAGGGUUUUGUGUAGCCCAUGUAAUGCACCCUGCGAUAAUCUGUUCCUGUAAAAGACUUGUAGCUCUCUUGCCAGUAAGGACUGAUUUAAACUGAGCUGGGUUCCUAUAAGGAAAUUGACCAAUUUAGCAUAAGAACUUUAAUUCUUCAGUAUCAGCUUUUAUCAAGUUGAUGGUAAGGUGAUUCCAACUUACUUUAAAAACUCGAUAGUAAUUGAGAUAUUGAGGGGAAAAGCUCAUCUGCUACCAUAAGCAGCUGCAGCCCCUGGGAAGUAGCACUGCACCCACUUAUGUCAAGGGCUGGAUUGGCCCUGAAUCUAUAUUUGCAUUUGACUCUGCCAACUUAGGCUCAUGUGGUCUCUGCAGCAAGGACUCCCAACCAUUUCUAUCCCUUCGUGCUUUAUUUAUAUUUUGUAAAUGAACGUAGUUCUUACAAAAAGUGCCAGGAUGCCUUUCUUAGAGACUGAUGAUUUAUUUGAUCCCAAAACGAAUGCAGUAGGAGCAACACAAAAUUCCCUGCCACUGUGCCUCAGGCCUGACCUGCAGAGACCAACUUGGGGAAUGUGUAGUGCCCGUCCGUUCCUGGGCAUCUCUGAGUGCCAGUAAGAGUGCUGAGAGUGACCUCAGUCCGUGACCUACUAUACAGGGGUGCAUAUUACAAAAACCACCAGGUAGCUGAUCAGAUGGUGACUUAGAUCAUUGGUGACCAUGAUUAGAUGUGAUAUAGUCAAUGAUAAGGCUCAUUUCCAGUCUUCUGAACUGUUCAAUUGUCUUGUUACAAUAUUUUGAGUAGUUCAGGGCACAUUGCUAUUGGGUUUUCUUUGAAAACACUAGAACUCAGUGUUUUGAAAACAUGGAAUUCCUGUCACUGUCUGACCUCUUCAGAAACAAGUUAAAAUAUAAAGCAUUUUAAGGAAAAAUGGAUAAUACGUUUGUUUCCUGUCAGCCCCACUGACCAAGACAUUACUGGGUUGGCUGGCUGCAUAAUGCUUGGCUAAUUAUGCAGUUUCUCUCCCUGGUUAAAUUGGUAGCUACUUUACUUUUAUAAAACCGAGUUUGGACGCACAUCCUCUCAUCACACAUUGGUAGAGAACAAUGCAUUUUAAGAUUGGUGGAGGGGGAGUAAACCAAGCUGUUAAUGAGCUUUGGCCAUUGGCAAACCCAAGGAUUUCAUUUCUGGAAAACUGACUGCUCUCUACCCCCGUUUUUGUUUUGUUUUUUGUUUAAGGCUGUCACAUUUCAAGCAGCUUGAGCAAUCUCCAUUUGUUGGCCUCCGUGAUGCUGGGUAUACUUGACUGCUCGGAAAGGUCGGUUUUAAGUUUGUUACGGUUAAUAACAACUGUGAGAAUGUCUGAGAGAUGAUUAUACCUGGCACAGCGCACCCUGUAAUGUUUGUGAACAUGGGCCAACAGGAAGUCUAGGCAUGGGGAGGGCUCUGAACAGCGAGAAGAAAGCAUUAAGUGCAGCAGAAUUCGGUAUUACCAGUUCCAGCCGUGCAGAUUAGCUUAGCUGGAAUCCCAGCCACAGUGGUGCCUCAAAGUAUAUCCAUUGCUUUCGCCUCGUGUGCCCACACCAGGGCAGUGAAAGGCUGUCUCAAAAGUAAGAAAAUUCCCACACCAAAAACUUGAUGCUCACGGUCAUGUGGUAAAGACAGCAUAAAGUUACAUUACAACGCAGUCCCACUUUGUUUUUUAAAAAAAAAAAAGAGUACUUUGUCAUUUGAAACACCUAAAUCUCUUAGUGUGGAAAUACUAAAUUAUUAGGGCUGUCGAUUAAUCGCGAUUAACUCAAAAAAAAAAAAUUAUGAUUAAUUUUUUUAAUUGCGCUGUUUAACAAUAGAAUACCAAUUGAAAUUUAUUAAAUAUUUUGGAUCUUUUUCUACAUUUUCAGAUACAUUGAUUUUCAGUUCCAACACAGAUUACAGAGUGUACACUGCUCACUUUAUAUUAUUUUUAUUACAAAUAUUUGCACUGUAAAAAUAAGAGUAUUUUCCAGUUCACCUCGUACAAGUACCUAUCGUGAAAGCGCAACUUACAAAUGUAGAUUUUUUUUGUUACAUAACUGCACUCAAAAACAAAACAUUUACGGGAGAUAAUGAUGCCUGCUUCUUAUUUACAGUUUCACCUGAAAGUGAGAACAGAGCACUUUUGUAGCCGGCAUUGCAAGGUAUUUACAUGCCAGAUACGCUAAACAUGCAUAUGCCCCUUCAUCCUUCUGCCACCAUUCCAGAGGACAUGCUUCCAUGCUGUUAAAAAAAAAAAAAAAAAAAGUGUUAAUUAAAUUUGUGACUGAACUUCCUGGGGGAGAAUUGUAUGUCUCCUGCCCCACAUUCUGCCAUAUAUUUCAUGUUAUAGCAGUCUCAGAUGAUGACCCAGCACGUUGUUCAUUUUAAGAACACUUUCACUGCAGGUUUGUCAGAAUGCAAAGAGGGUACCAAUGUGAGAUAUCUAAAGAUAGCUACAGCACUCGAUAGAAGAUUUAAGAAUCCGAAAUGCCUUCCAAAAUCUGAGAGGGAUGAGGUGCGGAGCGUGCUUUCAGAAGUCUUAGAAGAGCAACACUCUGAUGCGGAAACCUCAGAACCCAAACCACCAAAAAAGAAAAUCAGCCUUCUGCUGGUGACAUCUGACUGAGAUGAUGAAAACGAAUAUGCGUUGGUCUGCUUGGUGAGCUUGAUAGAGUUGGUCUGCUUUGAAUCGUUAUUGAGCAGAACCCCUCAUCAGCAUGGAUGCAUGUCCUCUGGAAUAGUGGUUGAAGCGUGAAGUGGCAUGUGAAUCUUUAGCACAUCUGGCACAUAAAUAUCUUGCGACGCCAGAUCCAACGCUGCCAGGUGAACACCUGUUCUCACUUUCAGGUGACAUUGUAAACAAAAAGCAAGGGCAGCAUUAUCUUCCACAAAUGUAAACAAACUCGUUUGUCUGAGCAAUUGGCUGAACAAGAAGUAGGACUGAGUGGACUUGUAGGCUUUAAAGUUUUAUAUUGUUUUGGUUUUUUUGCAGGUUUUUUUUACAUACUUCUACAGUUGUAAAUUCAACUUUCAUGAUAGAGAUUGCACUACCGUACUUGAAAUGGGGGAAUUGAAAAAUACUGUUUCUUUUGUUUUUUACAGGGCAAAUAUUUGUAAUCCAAAAAUAAAGCGAGGACUGUACACGUUGUAACAGAAAUCAAUAUAUUUAUAUAAAUGGUAUUAAUUAUUGUUUAACAUCAUGACUAAUGCAAUUAAUUUUUAAUUGCACAGUUAAUUGCGAUUAAUUUUUUAAUCGCUUGACAGCCCUAACACUUGGCCACCAUUUCCCAUGUUACUGUUGGCUAUAAACCACUGAGUCUCACUGUUACACAGAACCCUCUAGUUAUUUAUUGAAAUGAUCACCAGAGACAUCAGCAUGGCCUGGUGUAGUAGUUUGCCAAGGUGUACUGCAGAGUAAAAAAGCUAUAUACUAAUCAUAAAUAUUAGCUAAUAGAGUAUACUGACAUUGAAGCCACUGACGGUCACUUACGUGCACUAUUUAAAGUUUGGCAAUAGAUAACAAAUGUAAUUUCAAAAUAAUGUGAGAGUAAUGAUCUGGAUUAGGACAUUUGUACUCAGCGCACUAGCCACCUAGCAUACUAAUUGACACUAGGAUGUGGAAGGGGAUGGAAUAUUUAGUGGGAGAUCCAAUCAGAGUUGGUUUUAAAGCAAACCUGUAAUAGCAGAUUUCAAGAAGUGAUUAUUCUCCAAUAGUGUUUGUGCAAGCAGUGAAAUUGAUACCUAGAUGCAUGUUUUGAAUAAAUAAGGGUUAAUUCGUACGAGAAUAAAAAGGAAUCCUUGAAGUGACCCAACAGAAAAAUAAAUUGUUCAUGAGUGAAAGGUUCAGGGAAUGGGACAGGAAGGAAGAGCUGUGCUCAAAUAAGUCAUUAGCUUAAGCUAAGCUUCAUGUAUUUUCCAAUUAUGUCCACACCCGGAUCACUUCUUUCAAAACUUUCCAGCAGCAUUGCAGAGGAAGAUGAGCACAAAUAUUUGUUGAAGAUGGAGGCUGUCAGCCAACCAUUUAUAAAUAACAGGCGGCUGCAGCCUUCUUUAUAUUGCAUCACAGGCUGGCCCACCAUGGGGCUGCAGGCUCCAGAAAAUCGGCACACCUGGAGAGCUGGUGCAGCGUAAGCCUUUUCCCCACAGAGAUUGCCAAAUAGAAGAAGCCUCGUGCUGUGUUUUGAACUCACUCUGUUCAGAGAGUUAAAGCUCAUCGUUGUUUGAGGCCCUGCAGGGCAGCGCUCACACUGCUGGGGAAGACAGGGAAAUGUUUGAGCCCGUUGUGCCAAUGGCUGUUACAUAUUCUGCCUUUGGAGGACGACUGAACAUGAAAGUGCCCCUGGCAGCAAUGGAAGAAUGUGACAGUGGCUCCCAGAGUCUGUCCUGCACCCCCAAAGCUUCAGUGCAUAAAGUCUCUGCCUUAUUUCCCCUGGCAUCCAGUAGAACCCCUGCAUGACAAGCUGCACGCCCAAACACAAAGGUUAAUCUGCCUUUGAAUGGCUCCUGCAAAUUUCUGGCACAUGGUCAACAUUUAGUCAUGGGUAGGUCAUGGGCAAUAAACAAAAAUUCAUGGCCCUUGACCUGGCCAUGACUUAAAUACCCACAAUGACUAAAUCUCUGUUCUCCACUGCUCUGGCGCUCCCGGUGUUGCUGUUCCAGCCACACUGGCUACUUGGGGGCUGCCUGGGGCUGCCCAAGCCGUGGCUGGUGCAGCUAGCCACAGGGCACCCAAGCAGCUGUGGGAGUUAUGGAGGUUGCAGAAUGUCACAGAAACCACAACCUCUAACAAACAGAAUCGCAGCCUUAGUUAGAGUGGCUCGCUGUGCUUUGAGGGAGCUCAGAAAGGAGGGAAUCUGGACCACGGCUGAGGCCACACUGGGCAUUAAACAAACAUGCAGUUCCUGGGUGACCAUGUUUUUAGGUGCUUGCUUUUAAGACGGGUGGCCAUACAUCCAUGUCAAAAACAAAGCCAGCCAGGCUCAAGAGCUGGCUGAAAUUUUUGCAGCAGACCCAUUUUAUGAUAGGGCCUCACCUCAAAACCCAUAAAUCUGUUGAGUGUAGUUGUUUGCCAGUGGUUUGUCACACUUUUUGGCUGGGGAGGGGUUACAUAGCUAACUUUGGGAUCUUGAAAAAAAUUGGUCCCCUGUUGAACAUUUCUUUUGCCAAACAGCGGUGUGCGUGUGUGGUAAAUCUGGUGGUUUUAGUUCAAGCAGGCAAAGAUUCGGUCGUAACACAGCUCAAAGGAGUGCUCUCUCUUACAGGCAGCCGGCCUGUGUAAUCGCUGUUAAACUAGUGUCACAAAGUGCCUUCUUGCACCUGCAUUGAGUCAUAUGCCGCACACAGGGCCAGCCCUUUGUGUUUAAUUGAAUAGCAGCCUCAGCGUCCAGCCAUGCCUAGGAAUUAAAUAGACACUCAGCCCUCGUCUUUAUAUGUGGGCCUAAGUGUAGCAUAUCCCCAGCUUUACACAUGCAGAAAGAUCCUUUAAUGACUUCUCACCUUUCUCCAACAAAUGAUGGAGAACAGUUAACGGUCAUCACUGUGACUCCACUUUCCUGGGCUGAAGCAGAAUGAAUCGCUGCUCCCACUGCUCUGGGGUCUCCCGCUGGUGCUAAAGGCUAAUCCCCAGUCAGCGUCACACCACACUACACAACGGCAAGAGGGCCGUAGGCCACCUCCAUCUCAGCCGCUCCAGUUUCCUCAGCCGGAGCUGAUAGCAGGUGUCAACCGUAAUACCCAGGGCCAUAUUCCAGUCCCUCUCUUGGGGCAGGGGCUGUUUCUCUGGAACACACGUUCUCUGAACUGAAGCAGUGACAUGCUCGAUUGUCAGUUUUGACCUUUCAUGAAAUAGCAGCAGGCCACAGGGCGACACUUUGUUAAACCGUAGCCAGCGCUAUCGGUUGGAUUCCUGUCAGAAGUGAACAUGAGUCCAAUUCAUUGUAUUGAGCUCACUUUCUAUAACCCAGUGAAUUAAAUCCCUCCACAAGGAAAAUCUGGGUGCAAAGGGGGAUAGCGUAGCUGCUACUGUAUAUGCCCACUUGGAUUUGGUGUGUCUUGGCUGUUGCUAGAAGGCUAGAGUUGGAGAUAGGUGCAGUAUUUCUCCUUCCUGUGAGUAAACCUGAAGAAUUUUGCAGUAGACACAAUGCUUUUUCUCCAGUCAAGGUGACAGUGAGAAUUUGUGCAGUGUUCAUGGUAGUCAAAAGGCUUAAUAAAUAUUUUACUUCACCAGUUUCUGAACUAUUUUAGUUUUGUUACAAUUCUGAUCAUGCACCAUAGGACUGAAACAAUGAGUUUUAAAUAUGUAUUCUUAAAAUAGAAAUAAAGGAACAUUUAACAAGUUAGCAUUUCAUCAGAUACAUCAGAGAGCAGGCACAAUAGAUAAAUCAAGCAGUUUGGCUUUAUGCAGAACAUUUCCAUGGAAAAUGUCGUGUAGACCAAAGUGGAAUAGUAGCUAUUAGUCGUUCUCCCACACGCCCACCAAGAAAACCCUUCCUAGGGAGGGUGGGGGUAUUUAUGUGCACAAAACAAUGACAGAAAUGAAAUAAGUCACCGCAGGCAGCAGAGUGAAUAUUAAAAACUCUUCCUGUGAAAGAAUUCUUCAGACCCGGUAAAAAUUGUUUCGUUAAAAAUAGUUGUAUUUACAUUUAAGUCUGAUUGAGAGAGUUUUCCCACCAGCUGUAAGUUAUUAAGAUGUACAGUAACUUGGCAGAUUGAGUACAAUCUGAAUUAUAUUUGUGUAGGCUUUUAAAAAAUUGCAGCUCUCAGGCAUUACAGCACCAGAAUAUUAAGAUGGUGGGAUGACUAACUCACUGGUCCCCUUCCUAUUAAAACACCGCUGCAGUAGAGGAGCAGCAGCAGCAGCAUGAGACUAUGCUGUUGGCAAUUAAAGGGGUUUAUUCUGAGCUGAAAUUGUGUGUCUGGAUUAUUUGCCAAGGGCCAGAUUCUUCUCCCAGAUAUUCACGUGUAUCUCUACCACCAUCAAUGGGUGUGUAUCUAAGGGCUCACCACUACUAGCUAAAAAUCUGGUCAAAUCCACCUCUGUUUCAGUCCAAGUCAAUAUGCUUUAAUUUUCUGAUAGCACAUAUGCUACUCGUUCAGGGGAAGAUGUCUGCUAAACGGCAGAGUAUUCUGAAGGUGAGCUCUUUGGUAAGCUUACACUCCUAUCAAUUACGUAGCUCCAAAUAUUGGCUGAUCUGUUAGAAUGGCUUAGUGGUACCCUACAUGGAAGGAAAAGGUCAUUUCACCAUGCUAGUUAAUAUAGUUAAUUGUUUUAUUUGGUUAUUGUUCAACAACAAAGUUCAAUAUUUUCCAGGUGGAGCUUGAUCUGUACCUCUGAUUCCCUCCCUUGUCAAUAAUAAAAAGGUAAUGAAGAAAAAUCCUGUACUUUUAGAUACCUAAAACCUCAUUUAUGCUAACAAGCUUUCGAUUGCAAUUUAAUGUUACAAUAUUUCUUCAUGGGAUCUGGGAGGAUUAAGCUGAGGCCCCUCCAAUGUCUGAAGAUGGCUGUCCACAACCACCAUUAAAACAAAAAGCUAGUGUUGAAAAAUGCACAGUUUACAAUAAAAAAGUAGAAACUGA